CCCCGACUCCCCGACACUACACACAUAUACUGAUAUACAUUGUUGUUUUUUCGGGUACAUGCACGGUUCUCUCCUGUGGAUGUUCUCGUCUGUUCCAGAAGUAUUUUUGAUCAUAUUACCCAGUAUACUACGAGACAACGACAUCAGAAAAACGAAUUUUUCGUAGACGAGAAUGUCUGACGAUACGAGAGGCAACGAUGACAGAAUAAUACCACUGGCAGUGGUAGUUGCACCAGAUUCACCAAGAAAGCAAGUGAAAUCAACGGCAGUAGUUAAAUAUUCAGCAGUAACGACUCCAGCAACAUUUGCCCAGUUGCAAUGCAACACGGAUUUGAAUCUCCCGCCAAGCAAUUGGCUGAGCAGUUCAGCCGAGAGUUAUGGUUUGCAGAGUGUCUGGUCGCAAAGCACAGGAUUUUCGAGUUUCCGUAUGGCUCACAUGUUUCCUGAUUGCGUGGGUGAAGUUGAUGUAGUUUCGGACGCAGAAAACAUCAAAAGACUGUUGAAAAUGCCAUACAAUAACGGAGUUAUAUCGAUGAUGGUACAUCGUAUAGAAAACACACUUUUGCUUGAUGAUUUUGACAUCCAAAAGUACCUUCUGCGUCAAGCUGAAAGCGAUUGGGAAUGGCUCAAGAAAUUUGUGUAUGAGCAUAUUUUUCAAAAUGCGAGUGACAAAGAGAAAAGACUGUUCUACAAAUCUAAUAGCAGAAACGCUUUGCAACAGAAAAAUUUGGUGUCUAAAUUUUUGUAUCAUUCUUUGGUGCUUGCGGACAACAAGGAUAAAGUGAAAACUCCCCCUUUGCCUCUGAGUCCGCUCGAACCUGUACUUCCUGAGCCUACUAUUGAAGAAAAAUUACCUGAUCCAAAUCAGAGUCACAAUUUUGCAAGAAACGUUGUCUGGACUUUUGAAAAUAUUCAAAUGUUGAUCGGCACUGAUAUGCCCAUUUUUGGGGGAAAAACUCAUCCGUGCAUAAGCCUCAAACUACGCGACGUUAGUAAACCCAUCAAUGUUCUCACUGGUAUUGAUUAUUGGCUUGACAAUCUCAUGUGCAACGUUCCCGAAGUCGUUAUGUGCUAUCAUUUGGAUGGGAUUGUCCAGAAAUACGAACUGAUCAAAACUGAGGACUUACCUAAUAUGGACGACGCGAAAUUCAGCCCAAAAGUUAUCCGGGAUGUUGCUCAAAAUAUUCUUAGCUUUCUUAAAAACAAUGCGACUAAAGCUGGGCACACAUACUGGCUUUUCAAAGGCAAAGAUGACGACGUAGUGAAGCUUUACGAUUUAACAUCGCUUUGCAGCGAAGCAACGGAUGUCAAAGAACAAAAUCCAUUCACUGUACCCGUUGCUAUGUUGUUAUAUCGAGUGGCACGAAACAUGAAAUACUCGCCGGAUUGUCACAAGCAGAGAGGAACGAUAAGGAUGUUGUUGGAAAAUUGCGUCGAGCUUCUUACCAAAGAGAAUCAUCCACAAAUUAUGACAUCGGCUCAUUACAUGUUAUCAGAUUUGUACGUACCCGCCGACACAGAUCCUGCUAAACCGACUCUUGUUGAACAAACUGAGGAGGAAGAUGCCUCAAGUGAAUGUAGCAGUAAUCAAGAAAAUUCGGAAGUGAAUGAAAGAAAUGAAGACGGAAGCAGCGCGGACGUUAAAUUGUUGAUGCUCACUCAGAUACAAGAGCAACCAGAUCACGAAGAACACAAAUAUAAACCUCCAAUGAUAAGCGGAACAGUAGCAGAGCGUUGUCUCGCUGCUCUCGACCAUGUUUAUCAGGGUCUGGAGUGUUUAAAAUAUUUCCCAUCGGCGGAUAAAACCGGAGAUGAAACAGAGAGCUCGAAUAAUGUGGAAGCAGCUGCAAAUAUUAAAGAAGAAGAGCAGAACAUGGCUAAGCCGUUUCAAGCAAUUCCCAUGCCCUAUGCACCGUUGAACAAGCCUGAGAGUGAAUCCAGCAACAAUUCAGCGAACAAUAGUCCGGGUCAUCAACGGAAAAAGGUGAAAUCGAGAAAAAAAAAAGUUGAAAAGAGCUCGUCGAAAGAGCAGGUCGUUUUAGACGGUUCGCCAAAAGCUUUGUUGUGCAAAGCUAAAGUGGAAACUCUGCCGACUUGGCAAGCGCCGAAAAAAAGCGAUAAUCUCAGCUGGAAAACUCACUUGAAAACACUUUUGUACGAAAAAGCAACACUCAUUUACUCCGUACUCGCCGAAUACGAAUACUCCAACAACGCAUACGGCUCCUCGUUGAGAUAUAUAUUAGCUGUUUUGCGCUGUCACAAAAUGCUUCAAGUUUUUUGCGAUGUCAACAACGACAAGAGUAUAAGCUACUCGCUCGGACGGGCUGGCGAUUGUUGCUUCAUGACUGUACAAGAUUGGCGCAAUGUCGAAGAUCAUAAGCGGGCAUACGGGCAGAAAAACGAAAAUGAGGAAAAGAUCGUCGAGGAGAUUCUUAAUAUUGAAAACUUGGACUCGAAUGAUGCCGAAUUACUACCAAAACAAUUUGAAACUAUAGAGUCAACGUUUAUCGCAUCCCUCAAGUGUUACGAGAGAGCGCUCGAACUCGAUCCUUUAGAGCCUGACAAAGUAAUUCUUAUAAGAAGAUUGGGAAACAUAAACAACGAAUUGGGAGUUUUGUAUAUGAAUCAAGCUGCUGCACGAUAUCAACACACGGGUGCGAACGAUGACGAGUCGAUGCCCAAGGACCUCAUCUCCGAUGUGAAUAAUCUUCUUGCGCGGUCACAAAGUCAUUUUGAUUCAGGAUUGAAAGCUUUUGAGACUGUUCACGACGAGGCGAAUCUCGCGCUUCUGUAUUCCAACACCGGCCGUCUCAUGCGCUUGCGGGCUCUUAUGCAUUCGCAAAUUCCCUCUCAAGAGCGUCAUUUUCAUAAUAAAGAAUUGGCCAGCUAUCAAAAAGCCCUGCAGGUUUUGGGCUCGAGAAAAACAAACCCAGUGAUUUGGGAUGCCGUUACGUGGGAUUUGUCGACGACACUGUACACCGUUGCUACUCUUCUCCAAGAUUAUCCUCCCGGAGGAAACAAAACCGAAGAAGAACUGGAACGCGAAGUUGUGGACAUGUUACAAAAAGCUAUCAAGUACUGCGACACCGAAACAUCCGGGCCUCGUCAGCCCGUUUAUCAGUUUCGUGCUGCGACCAUUCAUCAUAGACUGGCAUCUUUAUAUCAUCGAGUUUACCGUGAAUUGAAAGCAGACAUCGAUAAUCACAAACGCAAAAAUUCACUCAAAUUGAGCAAACUUUAUUACUCGAAAGCUGCUAAAUUGUUACUUUCUUUGGAGCAACCCAUUGAAUACUUGACGGUUCAAUUGGAAAGAGUCGCCUUGGUUGAAAAUCAAGCAGAAUCGGCGACGAGUUUCAACAACAAGUUAAAAUUUUAUCAGAGCGGUCUGGAUCUCAUAAUCCAGUGUCAACCGAUCCUGAAGGUGCUUCUCGAAAAAGCGACGACUGCGAGCAAAACGAUUGUAGUUGCGGAUCAUAAAAUGACUGAGAAUAUAACCGAGGUGGGAAAUAUUCCGGAGGCUGGAGAUUCGAACGCCGAGGAUCGUAAGCAAGGAGAGGAAGAGGAAAAACUGAUACUGUUGUUGGAGCAGAGGUUACAAUAUUUGUUGAAGUCGCUUAUAAAGUUGUGUCGUGAUAAAAAUCCUGACAGUCUCGAUAAAGCAGUCUCGAUCCGUCCAUCGAAGUCUGAAAAUCUUGUGAAUCUCUACAAACAGUGUUACAGCCUUACGCUGCAGCGUGAAACACUCUCAGGCCUUAGACUGCUCGACCAUAUGUCAGAGGUGUUGGGUGUCAUAGAACGAAAUAUAAAACAGUGCUCGGAGUCUUAAAUUAAGAAAAAAAGAGGACAAAAAUAACAAAAAAAAAAAAACAACUGAAAUCUUCGUUGUUUUUUCAAUCGCCUUGAUACUUAUGCUCAAAAACGCAACGUUUUUCAUACGGCUGUUGGAACUAAGUACAAGUCUCUAUUUUUUUUUAUACCUAUCAAACUGAUUAUGUAAAUAGUGGCUUCUCGAGAUACACUUUUAUUUAUGUUUUAGUAUUUAAGACGUUAAUAAAUUGAAGUUAUUCGA
Messenger RNA from Venturia canescens, 4069 nucleotides. Its product is annotated as erythroid differentiation-related factor 1. The transcript is spliced from 8 exons. Lineage: Eukaryota; Metazoa; Arthropoda; Insecta; Hymenoptera; Ichneumonidae. Bases 173 to 3826 code for a protein of 1217 amino acids. The record is from RefSeq and is a predicted model, not a curated record. Gene Ontology annotation, biological process: positive regulation of DNA-templated transcription.